CGUCGCCGCCUCCGCCUCCGCCUCCGCCGCUCUCAGCCCGCCGCGGCCGUAGCGGGAGUCGGGGCGGGAGCGAGGCCAGCUGUACCCCCGCCGGGCUGCGAACCCAGACAAAGGAGGAGCCGCCCGAGAAGUGGGCCAGCGCCGCCGCGCCGGGAGGCUGUCGACUCGGGAGCAGCCGGGGGUCGACCGGGCUCACGGGCCGCCGCGCUUCCUCUGCCGGCGUCGCGCGAGGCCAGGCCGCUCGGGCCAAGGAAGCCGCCCCCGGAGCCCUCGCCCGCUCGCCGGCGCCGCCUCCGAGCCGCCUCGGCCGUAGGAUCGGCCCAGGCGGGAGGCGGCGGCCGCCGGCGAGGUGUGGCGAGGCGAGGCGAGGCGAGGCGGCCCGCGCCCUGACUGUCAGGCCACCGGUUCGGCCCGUGGGCCGCCCCCGAUGCGGAGGCGCUGUCGCCGGGGCCAUGCAGCAGGCACCGCAGCCGUACGAGUUCUUCAGCGAAGAGAACAGUCCGAAAUGGCGGGGACUGUUGGUCUCGGCCCUGCGGAAGGUUCAGGAGCAAGUACAUCCCAAUCUCUCAGCUAAUGAAGAGUCUCUCUACUAUAUUGAAGAGCUGAUUUUUCAGCUGCUUAAUAAAUUAUGCAUGGCCCAACCCAGGACUGUUCAAGAUGUAGAGGAACGAGUUCAAAAGACCUUUCCUCAUCCAAUUGAUAAAUGGGCUAUUGCUGAUGCACAGUCUGCCAUUGAAAAGCGAAAACGCAGAAAUCCUCUUUUACUGCCUGUGGACAAAAUACAUCCUUCAUUGAAGGAAGUUUUAGGGUACAAAGUGGACUACCAUGUGUCCCUAUAUAUUGUGGCUGUGUUAGAGUAUAUCUCAGCUGAUAUUCUUAAAUUGGCUGGCAAUUAUGUUUUUAAUAUUCGACAUUAUGAAAUAUCUCAGCAAGACAUUAAAGUGUCAAUGUGUGCAGAUAAGGUUUUGAUGGAUAUGUUUGAUCAGGAUGACAUAGGUUUGGUUUCUCUCUGUGAAGAUGAACCUAGUUCUUCAGGUGAAUUGAACUACUGUGACCUUGUCAGAACUGAAAUUGCAGAAGAAAGACAAUAUUUACGGGAACUAAAUAUGAUCAUAAAAGUGUUUCGCGAAGCCUUCCUUUCUGACAGGAAGUUGUUUAAACAUUCUGAUAUUGAAAAGAUUUUUAGUAACAUUUCAGAUAUACAUGAAUUGACUGUGAAACUUUUAGGUCUAAUUGAAGAUACAGUGGAAAUGACAGAUGAAAGCAGUCCUCAUCCCUUAGCUGGUAGUUGUUUUGAAGAUUUGGCAGAAGAGCAAGCAUUUGAUCCUUAUGAGACAUUAUCACAGGACAUUCUUUCACCAGAGUUUAAUGAACAUUUCAGUAAAUUGAUGGCCAGACCUGCAGUGGCACUUCACUUUCAGUCCAUUGCUGAUGGCUUUAAAGAGGCAGUUCGUUAUGUCCUACCACGCCUUAUGCUGGUGCCAGUGUAUCAUUGCUGGCACUAUUUUGAAUUAUUAAAGCAAUUGAAAGCAUGUAGUGAAGAGCAAGAAGACAGAGAAUGUUUGAACCAAGCUAUUACUGCUCUUAUGAAUCUCCAAGGUAGUAUGGACCGAAUUUACAAGCAGUAUUCACCUAGACGCCGACCUGGAGAUCCAGUUUGCCCUUUUUAUAACCGUCAGUUAAGAAGCAAGCACCUGGCUAUUAAAAAAAUGAAUGAAAUUCAGAAAAACAUAGAUGGAUGGGAAGGCAAAGAUAUUGGACAAUGUUGUAAUGAAUUCAUUAUGGAAGGUCCAUUGACAAGAAUUGGUGCUAAACACGAAAGGCACAUCUUUCUCUUUGAUGGCUUAAUGAUCAGUUGUAAAGCUAAUCAUAGUCAGUCUCGCCUUCCAGGUUACAGUAGUGCUGAAUACAGAUUAAAAGAAAAAUUUGUUAUGAGGAAAAUACAAAUAUGUGAUAAAGAAGAUACUUGUGAAUGCAAACAUGCUUUUGAGUUAAUAUCCAAAGAUGAAAACAGCAUAAUAUUUGCUGCUAAGUCAGCAGAAGAGAAAAAUAAUUGGAUGGCAGCACUUAUUUCUCUUCAUUAUCGUAGUACUCUAGAUCGAAUGCUAGAUUCAGUAUUAUUAAAAGAGGAAAAUGAGCAACCACUGAGGUUACCACGUCCAGAAGUGUAUCGUUUUGUGGUAAAAGACUCUGAGGAAAACAUUGUUUUUGAAGACAACUUGCAAAGUAGAAGUGGAAUUCCUAUUAUUAAAGGAGGAACUGUGGUGAAAUUAAUAGAAAGGUUAACAUAUCAUAUGUAUGCAGAUCCCAAUUUUGUUCGUACUUUUCUUACUACAUAUCGUUCAUUUUGUAAGCCACAGGAAUUGCUAAGCUUAUUGAUUGAACGAUUUGAAAUUCCCGAGCCAGAACCCACUGAAGCAGAUAAAUUGGCAGUAGAGAAAGGAGAGCAGCCAAUCAGUGCAGACCUUAAAAGGUUUCGAAAGGAAUAUGUCCAGCCAGUACAACUUAGGAUCUUGAAUGUGUUUCGGCACUGGGUUGAACACCACUUUUAUGACUUUGAAAGAGAUUUGGAGUUACUUGAAAGACUAGAAACCUUCAUUUCAAGUGUAAGAGGGAAAGCUAUGAAGAAAUGGGUAGAGUCAAUUGCUAAGAUCAUCAAAAGGAAGAAACAAGCUCAAGCAAAUGGAGUAAGCCAUAACAUAACCUUUGAAAGUCCGCCUCCACCAAUUGAAUGGCAUAUCUGCAGACCAGGGCAGUUUGAAGCAUUUGAUCUCAUGACACUUCAUCCAAUAGAAAUUGCACGUCAGCUGACACUUUUGGAAUCUGAUCUUUAUAGGAAAGUCCAACCAUCUGAACUUGUAGGGAGUGUAUGGACUAAAGAUGAUAAAGAAAUAAAUUCUCCAAAUUUAUUGAAAAUGAUUCGCCAUACUACAAAUCUUACCCUCUGGUUUGAAAAAUGCAUUGUGGAAGCAGAAAAUUUUGAGGAACGAGUGGCAAUACUAAGUAGAAUCAUAGAAAUUCUGCAAGUUUUUCAAGAUUUGAAUAAUUUCAAUGGUGUUUUGGAGAUAGUCAGUGCAGUAAAUUCAGUGGCAGUAUACAGACUAGACCAUACAUUUGAGGCAUUACAAGAAAGAAAAAAGAGAAUUUUGGAUGAAGCUGUGGAGUUAAGUCAAGAUCAUUUUAAAAAAUACCUAGUGAAACUUAAGUCAAUCAAUCCACCAUGUGUGCCCUUUUUUGGAAUAUAUCUAACAAAUAUUCUGAAGACAGAAGAAGGAAAUAAUGAUUUCUUAAAAAAGAAAGGGAAAGAUUUAAUCAAUUUCAGUAAGAGAAGGAAAGUAGCUGAAAUCACUGGAGAAAUUCAACAGUAUCAAAAUCAGCCUUACUGUUUACGGGUAGAGCCAGAAAUAAGGAGAUUCUUUGAAAACCUUAAUCCUAUGGGAAAUGCUUCUGAAAAAGAGUUUACAGAUUAUUUGUUCAACAAGUCACUAGAAAUUGAACCUCGAAACUGCAAACAGCCUCCUAGAUUUCCUAGGAAAUCAACUUUUUCUUUGAAAUCUCCUGGAAUUAGGCCUAACACAGGCCGACAUGGCUCUACUUCAGGCACUCUGCGAGGUCACCCAACACCAUUAGAAAGAGAGCCAUGUAAAAUGAGUUUUAGUCGGAUUGCUGAAACUGAGCUUGAAUCUACAGUGUCAGCACCAACCUCUCCAAAUACACCUUCUACUCCACCCGUAUCUGCUUCUUCAGACCUUAGUGUGUUUUUAGAUGUGGAUCUCAAUAGUUCCUGUGGUAGCAAUAGCAUCUUUGCUCCAGUCCUUUUGCCACAUUCAAAAUCUUUCUUCAGUUCGUGUGGUAGUUUACAUAAAUUAAGUGAAGAGCCACUAAUUCCUCCUCCUCUACCUCCUCGGAAAAAGUUUGAUCAUGAUACUUCAAAUUCCAAGGGAAAUAUGAAGUUUGAUGAUGAUCCUCCUGCUAUUCCACCAAGACAACCUCCUCCUCCAAAGGUAAAGCCUAGAGUUCCUGCUCCUACUGCUGCACUUGAUGGACCUCUGCAGAGUCCACCUCCACCACCACCAAGAGAUCCUCUUCCUGACACCCCUCCACCAGUUCCCCUUCGGCCUCCAGAACACUUUAUAAACUGUCCAUUUAAUCUUCAACCACCUCCAAUGGGACAUCUUCACAGAGAUCCAGACUGGCUGAGAGAUGUUAGUACUUGCCCAAAUCCACCAAACACUCCUCCUAGCACACCCUCUCCAAGGGUACCACGUCGAUGCUAUAUGCUCAGUUCUAGUCACAAUAAUCUCUCUCAUCCUCAAGCUCCCCCUGUUCCACCAAGGCAGAAUUCAAGCCCUCAUCUACCAAAAUUGCCACCAAAGACUUAUAAACGGGACCUUUCGCAUCCCCCAUUGUACAGACUGCCUUUAGUAGAAAAUGCAGAAACUCCUCAAUGACCCUCGCCAUAUGUAGUCAUUGACACUGGAAUGGUAUUUGUAAAGUUUUUUUUAUUAUUUAUUCAACAAAGGCAUAGUAUUUUAGUAUUUUUCACAAAUAAUGAUCUUACAAAAAUGCUACUGAUCAAAUAAGCAUUUAAAAAUUGGGAAAAUAAAAAUACAAGUCCUUCACCAUUAUCCUCAGGUGAUCAGUAGCAUUGCCUUGAUCUUGGAUCCUCAUUGCUACCAAAAGGCCAGUAUAAAGCGUUUAUAUUUGCACUAUAAGUUCUGGUAAAAUGUGGUUAUAAGUGACAUUGAUUGCUCUGAAAGGUGAUAGUGCAUUUGUGGAAUUUUUCAAAUUUGAAUAACAUGAAUUUACACAAAUAAUGGGGGGUAUGAUGUUAACUGAUUUUUAAACAACCUUGAUCAACUUUUAAGUUUUACUUCUAGGGCAUUUGUGAAUAACACUGCCAGAAUUUGCUAAUUAAGACAGAAAUGAAAAACUGAGUGAAACUAGAAUGCACUGUUUAUUGUAUCACAAUGUCAAGAAAGACUACCUACCCCAAUCAUAAAAGGGGAAAAUGGGGGCAUGUAUCUCAUUCAGAUGUGCCUUUUGUUUUUUGCAAACUAUGGUGUCUUUAAUGAGUUGCCUGUUGUUUUGGAAAAUUAAGUAAAUAUGCCAUGUAUGUACAGUUUUGUUUAUAUUGUAUAUUUAAAGAUGCUAAUAACCUGUAUGAAUUUAAGUGACUUAAGGCUUAUAAUACAAUCUGCUACUUUACUAAUUAAUAAAUUCAGAGGGAAAGUUUCUUAUGACAUAGAAUUCAACUACCUUGCCUUCAAAACCUAGUAACUUUCUCUAUAAAUCUGUUAACUAGAAUGAAAAAUAUAUAUUGGUGAUAUUUAAACCAGCAAAUACUUAAAAGCUUUAUUACACUUUUUAAUCAGAGGAGUAAAACUCUUGACAUUUGGACUCUGAUUCAAAGUGAUGAAAAAGUGUUUAUUGAUUGUGCUGUAGCAGCAAUUGUAAAGUAGCCAAAAGUCACGUUGUUUAUUUACUGGUCUGUGGCCUUUUACUGUGCUUUGUAUCAGAGUUCUUAACAAGAUUAAUAAAUCACCCCAGUCUUAAUUUUUAAAA
Molecule: messenger RNA, 5565 nt
Organism: Erinaceus europaeus (western European hedgehog)
Lineage: Eukaryota; Metazoa; Chordata; Mammalia; Eulipotyphla; Erinaceidae
Gene: SOS2
Product: SOS Ras/Rho guanine nucleotide exchange factor 2
Exons: 23
Coding region: 453-4451 (1332 amino acids)
Biological process (GO): Ras protein signal transduction; positive regulation of GTPase activity
Cellular component (GO): plasma membrane
Molecular function (GO): protein heterodimerization activity; guanyl-nucleotide exchange factor activity
Source: RefSeq, a predicted model, not a curated record